AUGGUCAAGAUAGACGUCAACCAGGACUACUACGCAGACCUGGAGCUGCCUCCGUCAGUCGACGCCGAGGCUGUCAAGAAGCAGUACAGAAAACUUGCCCUCAAAUACCACCCCGAUCGCAACCCGGGCGGCGAGGCCGAAGCUGGCAAGAGAUUUCAAAAAAUCCAGGCCGCCUACGAAGUCCUCACCAACCCCGAGCAAAAACAGAGAUACGACACCUCUCGGCGCUCUCGCUUCACAGGCGCGUCCGGCGUCAAGGGCAACCCCUGGCAAGAUGUCACCAAGAACUACCCUCCUCCUCCACGCCCCCCAGGCUUCCCCCAGCGUCCACCUCCCCCGAAACGCCCCGGCAGUACAACCUCCGCCGACAGAUACGCGCAGUUCGCGAAGGAUGUGCCACCUACUUCCCCUCGGUCCAGCCGAAAGCCCGCCGACGCGACUUGGAAAGCCUGGGAGGAGAUGAGACCGGGUGCUAAGGCUAAGGCUACAAGUGGUCAGGCAUCCGGGUCCGGAACAUCAGCGAGGUCCUCGAGUGCACCCAAGCCUCCGGGCGCACCGCCUCCAGUCCCUCCUCGGUCUCCUCAGAAGCAAGCCAAGGGGUCCUUCGGACAUCGCGUCAAUCGCGGCUACACACCUCAGUCGCCUAGCGGAGAUGAGCCUUCCGUCGCCAACAACAACUACUUCACAACUAGGACCCAUACCAACUUAUUCAGUGAGACGUCUUCAGCCGCGCGAGCUCGGCGGCGAGAGCCCUCGAAUCCCACGCCAACCUCAGACUUCCGCGAUAGUACGUUCAUGGACACCAGGCAGAGGACGCCUUACAUGUCUCACGGAGGCGAAAAGCUCGACCCAUUCCAAGGUGCCAGCAUCAACAGAUCUCGCAGCACGCGUGAGACGAAUACUGGGUCUUAUCAAGACGGCGACGGCGAGGAUUUACCGACGUCGAGCGCCCGUCAGCGUCGUGCGAGUGUCCCUGACAAUCUGGACAAUGAUCCGAAUGGAAAGCGGAGGGAAAAUAGCAACGUCAACGGCGCUGCCGAACCGAACACAAGCCCAGACGACUUCAAAUCUACUUCCGAGAACCAGUCCCGUACCCAGCAGGAGGAUGCGAACGGCGAAGAGGGAUCCAAAUUGUAUGCCAACCAGCCAUAUCUCCAUUCUCAGUUUUCAAACCAUGAAGUUCCUCCAAAGACUCAGCAAGCGGCAAGUCGUGCGGGUAAUGAGAGGAACUUCGAGAAUUCGCUUCACCUUACUCCAGAGUUACACGACCUGCUCUCCCGACAGUCUUCGAGUGAAGACCCAGCCCUACCUAAUGAUGGCUUGAACGCAUUUGAGCUCAAAGUCCGCCACAUUUUGAGUCAGCUUUCGGCACGAAAGUACUCGCCGCACGGCCUAGGGAUGCAGUCGGGUGGGGGUCAAGACGCGCAAAAUUCCCAUACGACGGCCUUUCAACAGCAGAGCAGGGCUGACAAUAGAAACCCCUACAGUUUUGGUGUGAAAUUCAACCACGAAUCCUUCACUGACCGUCACCGAUUUUCCAGGAAUAGCACUGAUAACAUCAACACUAGAUUUGUUGCUGACGAGAGUGAUGCUAGUAACUGGCAAUUCAAUGCAGGGUCUCCGGUCGAUGAGACCGGGCGACCAGCCAUACCGCGAUCGAAAUCCGGAAGCCGAGUCGGCCGGACAUCUUCCUUCCGCACUCCGUCCUUUCGGGUGCCCUCUGCUGAGCCUACUAACGAGGGCGUUCCGCCUCAGAAUAGCUCCUUCAACCCCGAAGAGUGGUCUGAGAAGAUUGGGCCACAGAUCUUUCAGACAUCGGCUGCGCAGAAGGCGAACACGGCUAGGCCGAUUCGUAACCCGAGCAAGAAGCCUAAGCCUGUCCGUAUGACGGCAGGCACGGCUGGAAUGGUUGAGUCUGAUGAGAGCAGCAGUGGCCAGGACGACAAUCUCAAGAAGCCGCCUACGCCGGGGAAUGCAAAUGGUAUCCACGAGACUGCCAGUCCCAAUGCUAUGGAUAUCGACCCUCCUAUGGACUAUCUUACUGCGAAAGGGGUCCGCAACAUUCCUGUGGAGCCAUCGCGCCCGGAGUGGAGAGCAGGUGAUGUUAAGGGGAUGACCACCCCUGGGCUGACACCGGGCGCGGUUCCUCAAGCAGGAGGCUCGGAAGAUACCGAAGAAUUCCGCGCCAGCCUCUCUGACCUCAAGAACGUGGAGCCAUUUGCUCAACGUCCUACAGGUCUUGACUCGUUCGGGGACUUAAAAUCAACCCUUCCAUUCCAGAGUGGCGCAUCAGGUCAGGCACCCGUCGCAAAGCCGGGCCCGAAGCCGACCAAUCUCCACCUCCCCGUGGCACCAAAACCACCCAACGCACCACCUGCAUUUGCCGUGGCGGGCCUGAAACCUUCUGCUGCUUCAUGGGAGAAGUAUGCUGGAGAAUUCUACAGGUACUUGACUGAGUGGCACAAGUUCGACACCAAGUUCUGUGACCACUUCCAUGCUCGGAACCUAGAGGUGCAAAAGAAGGUGACCGACCCCAGUUGGGUGAAGUCGAGGGACGCUACUGGCAUCCAAGAAUACCUUACGUGGGUUGAGGAGGAUCGACAGGUGCGCGCCACAUGGUCCCAGGCUUGCGACAACCAUGAGAUGCAUAUUCGGAUGUUCAUGGCGCACCGGGACAAGAUGGCAAAGUGA
Diaporthe amygdali is the source of this 2691-nucleotide messenger RNA. RefSeq lists its product as uncharacterized. The coding region runs from base 1 to 2691 and encodes 896 amino acids. Lineage: Eukaryota; Fungi; Ascomycota; Sordariomycetes; Diaporthales; Diaporthaceae. The transcript has 2 exons. The record is from RefSeq and is a predicted model, not a curated record.